CUUUGUAACUUACAUCAAUCAAUCAUUCAUUAUAUUUCUCUCUCAUAAAUUUAUGUAGAAACAUUUAAAGUCUCUCUCUUUUUUUUUUGUUCUUCAUUGAUUUCUUUCUGAGUUUCAUAAAUUUAUAUGAUAAUUUGGCAGAAUUUACUUUGGGUGAUUUUCGGUUUGUAUUUUUAAAAUCUUUGCAUGUUUUAUGGUACAAAAGUUGGAAAAAUGGAAGAUAUUAGUGAAAACGAUGUUGAUAAUGUUGUUCUUGAUAAUGCAAUAGAAGAUUUGGGGAAUGAAGGAGGAAGUGAAGAAGAUGAAUUAGAGAAGAAGAAUGAAUAUGUUGAGUGUGAGACAUCUGAAUUGAUACACAAAGAAGUUGCCAACGAUGAAGAAGCUUACAAAUUAUACAAUGAGUAUGCAUUUAAAUGCGGAUUUGGUAUCCGGAAGGGCAAAGUUUGUUGGAGAUAUGAAACAAAGACAAUCAGACAACGUUUUUUAGUUUGUAGUCGGGAAGGAUUGAAAGACACAAAAGGUGGUGUGCCUAAGGUAUGUGUUAUGUUUUGUGUGGUUUAAUGUAGGUCAUGACAAUAUGUACAUAUAAUUUAUAUAUAACUGAAAGCAAAUGUUC
This is a messenger RNA of Beta vulgaris subsp. vulgaris (sugar beet), 616 nucleotides long. RefSeq lists its product as uncharacterized. The record is from RefSeq and is a predicted model, not a curated record. Lineage: Eukaryota; Viridiplantae; Streptophyta; Magnoliopsida; Caryophyllales; Amaranthaceae. The transcript is spliced from 2 exons. Bases 187 to 561 code for a protein of 124 amino acids.